This is a messenger RNA of Daldinia vernicosa, 1946 nucleotides long. RefSeq lists its product as uncharacterized. Gene Ontology annotation, biological process: GPI anchor biosynthetic process. Gene Ontology annotation, cellular component: endoplasmic reticulum. NCBI's taxonomy places the organism in Eukaryota, Fungi, Ascomycota, Sordariomycetes, Xylariales, Hypoxylaceae. The record is from RefSeq and is a predicted model, not a curated record. The transcript has a single exon. The coding region runs from base 128 to 1807 and encodes 559 amino acids.
CUUUUUUUGCCAAAAACUUCUUUGACAACACACAACUACGCCUGAAAUGUUUAUUCUUUUCCUUCUCGAGUACCAUUCUUAGGUACGAUUUGCUAUCAACAGGCUUCGGCCAUAUGCCGUCUUCUACAUGUCCCCUGCGACUCUUCUUCGCAAUGCUUUGCGAGCCCUCGUCCCUCUCGCCGUAGCUUGUACUUUCUACUUGUAUCUUUAUCCUGUCUUUCUUGGCUGUGCGUUCCCACUCCCACAAACAGAGAACAAUGUCGCCGCAUUUCAGGAUACGGUGCGACAGCAUGUCCUUCCGCAUUCGAGUAAUGCUGCACCGUUCCGGCUUCUCGCGCUUGGCGACCCGCAGUUAGAGGGCGAUACGUCCAUCCCAAAUUAUAACCGCGAAUCUUUCCCUCACUUGACAUGGGCCAUUCGUCACCUUACCUACAAGACUGAUCACCCGUCUCUACGUAAACGCUUGCGACAGGUGGCUCACGACGUUGUAGAUGUUUUCUUCGACGAUAUUCCCGACACAUUCGAGUCGAUUCGCAAACGAAUAGAUUUGUUUGGAAACGAUUUCUACCUUGCCCAUAUCUACCGGACGCUACGAUGGUGGACAAAACCUACUCAUGUUACUGUUCUGGGAGACUUGCUGGGAAGCCAAUGGAUCAAGGAGAAAGAGUUCAACCGGAGGAGUUGGAGGUUUUGGAACCGUUCGUUUAAAGGAGGCGAGCGGGUCCCUGAUGAAGUUGCUACCUAUCCCGCCGAGGAGUAUGAUGUAGCUGGAUUCUUGGGUGUUGAGGAUGACAAUGCUGCGGCCUGGCGCCGCAGAAUUAUUAAUGUGGCCGGCAACCACGAUGUCGGCUACGCUGGUGACCUGACAGUCGAACGACUGGAACGAUUCGAACGUGUGUUUGGCAAAGCCGCCUACGAGCUGCGAUUCGAGCUACCCAUUACCAACCCUGCAGCUAAUGCGACUAUCUACGACGAAGAGACUAACCCCGACUCCGAUCGUCUAGCUCCUGAGCUCCGGAUUCUUAACGUCAACAACAUGAACCUUGAUACGCCGGCUGCCGACCAGGGUCUCCAAGACAAGACGUAUGCCUUCGUAAACGAUAUUAUCAAUACGGCCACUGCGGUCGAGUACCAGGGUCAGUUCACACUUGUCCUAACCCACAUACCGUUGUACAAACCUGAGGGCGUCUGCGUUGAUGCUCCUUUCUUCGACUUUCACCCUGGUGGCGGUGUCAAGGAACAAAACCAUCUAUCAGCGGAUGCGUCUCGUGGAUUUUUGGAAGGUAUUUUCGGAUUAAAUGGCGAUCCAAAUGCGCCUGGACACGGCAUGGGUCGGAAGGGUGUCGUGUUAAAUGGACAUGAUCACGAAGGCUGCGAUACGUACCAUUAUAUCAACCAAACGGAGGAGGGUGAUGAACGUCAAUGGCGGGUUACUCGGUGGCCCGCUGCCAAAGCAGACGAGCUUCCUGGGAAACCCGGAGUUCCGGGUCUUAGGGAAAUCACUGUUCGAAGUAUGAUGGCUAUGUAUGGUGGUAAUGCCGGCUUGCUUAGUGUCUGGUUCGAGGAGGAUACCUGGGAGUGGAAAUACGAGUUCGCCACUUGCGCCCUAGGUCGCCAGUAUUUUUGGUGGUUUGUCCAUAUAUUUGACCUCAUCGUGGUUGUCGCCAUUGUUGUCUACGGCGUCUUGCGGGUGGCGAUAGCGGCUGGUUUUGACAUCGAUAAAUGGUCAGCAGCGAAAAUUAUUACAGUCCCAACUGUUACUGUUACCGAUACCGCAAACGGAAACGGUGUAAAAAAGGUUCUCUAGGUUGGUAAUGGCGAAGCUAAGAAGGAAUAGAUUAUCUUGUAUAGUAAACAGGUAUAACGAGUCAUGAGCGCCUUGUACCAAUAUAAAAAUAUAGAUAGGUAGACAGACAACUAAUAGAAGAUCAAUAUUAGUAUAAGAA